CAUGUCGGGAGAUGUCUGUCCGGUGGCCGCCAUAUUGGAGCAACAACUAUUGUUAUAAAUUGAGACGAGGCUGCUGCUGGCUGAGUUUACAUGUUUUCUGCGCGUUUGUUCUGAAAAUAAGUGGAUAUUUAUACGCAAGGUCAUGAAAGAGAUGUCAACGACUGGUGACAGUACGCUUGGCGGGCAGCAGCCUCGGAAACAUUAUGGCAUCACAUCUUCAAUCAGCCUGGCCUUUCCCCGAGAGAUAGACCAUAUCUACACUCAAAAGCUCACUGAGGCUAUGAAACCAUUUGGAGUGUUUGAGGGUGAAGAUGAACUCAAUCACAGGCUUGCAGUUCUUGGGAAGCUGAAUUCAUUUGUUAAGGAGUGGAUUUCAGAAAUCAGUGAAACAAAGAAUCUUCCACCUGCAGUAGCGAAUGUUGGUGGCAAAAUCUUUACUUUUGGGUCAUAUAGGUUGGGAGUGCACACAAAAGGUGCUGAUAUAGAUGCUUUGUGUGUUGCCCCACGUCAUGUUGAAAGAACUGACUUUUUCUCAUCUUUCUUCGAAAAACUAAAACGGCAUGAUGAGAUUAAGGAUCUACGGGCUGUGGAGGAUGCUUUUGUGCCAGUGAUCAAAUUCAAGUUUGAUGGCAUUGAGAUUGAUCUGCUGUUUGCUAGGCUCGCGUUACAGUCCAUUCCUGAUAACCUGGACCUAAGAGGAGACUCCCUCCUCAGAAACUUGGACAUCAGAUGCAUUCGCAGUCUAAACGGUUGCCGUGUUACGGAUGAGAUCCUAUAUUUGGUGCCUAAUAAAGAGAAUUUCAGAUUAACAUUGAGAGCGAUUAAAUUGUGGGCCAAACGCCGUGGAAUCUAUUCCAACAUGCUAGGCUUUCUGGGUGGCGUGUCCUGGGCUAUGCUGGUGGCCAGGACAUGUCAGCUUUACCCAAAUGCUGUUGCCGCCACACUUGUGCACAAGUUCUUUCUGGUCUUCUCUAAAUGGGAAUGGCCAAACCCUGUGCUUUUAAAACAACCUGAAGACAGCAAUUUGAAUCUGCCAGUUUGGGAUCCGCGGGUGAAUCCAUCAGACAGGUAUCACCUGAUGCCAAUCAUCACGCCUGCAUACCCGCAACAGAACUCUACCUACAACGUGUCUACUUCCACACGCACCAUCAUGAGUGAAGAGUUCAAGAAUGGUCUCACUGUUACAGAUGAAAUUCUUCUGGGUAAAGCCGAUUGGUCCAAGUUAUUUGAACCUCCCAACUUUUUCCAGAAGUACAAGCAUUACAUUGUCCUUACUGCCAGUGCAUCCACUGAGGAAAACCAUCUAGAGUGGAUUGGACUGGUGGAGUCAAAGAUAAGAGUGUUGGUUGGAAAUUUGGAGCGCAAUGAGUACAUCACCCUUGCUCAUGUCAACCCACAGUCUUUUCCCGGUUCAAAAGAGAACCGCAAUGAGAAUGAAUUUGUUUCCAUGUGGUUUAUUGGAAUCAGCUUCAAAAAACUGGACAAUUCUGACUGUGUGAAUAUUGACUUGACCUAUGACAUCCAGUCCUUCACCGAUACUGUUUAUAGGCAGGCCAGCAACAUCAACAUGCUGAAGGAUGGCAUGACUAUUGAGGCCACACAUGUGAAGAAGAAACAGUUGCAUCAUUACCUGCCUCCUGAACUUGUGCAGAGGAAGAAAAAGAGUUUGGGAGAUAUAAACCGAAGCUCAAAUGGUGGUGGGUCGAAGCGCUGCUCACUGGAUAGCAGUCAGCUGGACAGCUCCAGGGACACAGACAUCGGCACCCCGUUCAGCUCGCCUACACCAGUCAGCCAACCAUGCCAACCUGUAUCCACACCUGAAGACAGUAGUAUCAGCCCACCCAGUCAUCCAGUCCUUGUGUUCAUGGACAGCCCACCAGCAUCAGAAUUGUCGCCUCCAAAACCAGAACAGGGAAUGUCCAUUCCAGUCAUCGGCUCCAAGGCCAUCGCCAGUCCAGUUGCCAAGCCCCCAACACCUCCCGCUGGCAACACCAUUCCUACAGUGGUGGGCCGCAGUGUGAUACCACGCAUUACCUCUUCCUCCCCUAGCCCAACUGACCUGCCCAACAGUGUCAAUGGAGCACCAAAGAGACCUCACUCUCCAUCUCUGGAGGAUCCACCUAAGAGGCACAAAGAUACAGAGGUGUUUUCUGAUGACUGUGCGUUUAAAGAACCAAACCCUCCAACUAGCAAUGGCUUGGAUGGUGAUGAUGCGCAAACAGUGGAGGAUCUUGCAGCAACCAAACCUAUGCCAAUACCAACAAUCGAUACAUCAAGGUCACAGAGACUAUCCAGCAAAGAGCUUCCGGAUGCAUCUUCCCCAAUCCCCACAAGCAACCUCCGUGUGAUUAAAAAUUCAAUCAGGCUCACCCUUAACCGAUAACAGUGAGCUAUCUACAGGUGACAUGAAUUGUUACUGUUGCUGCCACUCUUGAGUUUGCCCUUUAAUCUAUUUUUCCCCUUUUCUUGAGCAUUUGUCUACACAGGUUUUCCCUUAAAGAGUGGAACCACACCUGUGUAACAGCAGUGCUGCUUUUAAACUGCUACUGAUAUUUGGCUGGUAUUCCUGCUUGUUAAAGAGUUAGUGUAAAGUAUAGAUUUUUUUUUCUUCCCAAGUAGUUUUUUUUUUAUGCCUUACUGUGUCCGAAUGCUUGCUUAGACAUCUCUUUGAGCUUUUGAAACAACUUGUACAGUAGAUUAGUUUGUAAAUAACUUUAAAAAUCAUUGUUAGUCUUUCUAUGCCACCUUAAUGUAGUUUUUAUUAACAAAAAAAGUUGAAAAAAAAAUUGUCCUGUUUGUCACUGUAAAUGAGAUUCUUUGUUUGUCCAAAGGUUUUCCUUGCAGUCUUUUUGUAAUGGCUGUAUAGGUUCUGGUACAGUUUCUGGGAGGACCUUUUGUGUGGGGUGCGUAUGUGUGCGAGUGUGUAUAUGGACCAGCAUUAGUAACUCAAAACCAUGACUCCCAUUACCGGUCACAAACGCUGCUGCCACUCCAUAGUUUCGUUAUCAGCUCAGAACAAAAGAACAGUAUUAGAUCUGAGGUAUGGGUUUGUUGGGCCUACAUUUCGAAGCAGGUUUGCUUUUAUUAUAAGUUUGCUCAAUGAUAAACGAGUCCAUGUUGGUUUUGCGUGUGCAUGUGCAUGAUUGUAAUUUCCUGCGUUUAGGGCGUCACCCCCUGCGCCUCCCAUGGAGGUCUGAAUGGCAGUGUCUCUUGAACUUUAAGAACAGAGACUAAAUAAGAUUUCUGCCCUCUUUCCAUUUAGAUUCCAUUUUUCCUCCUUCAUCCCCCCCUCCUUUCCACAUCCUACUGUCCUGCCCUGUUGGGGUGUACAGAGAACAUAGACUUACUAUUCAUUUUGGGGUUUCUUAACAUUUUAUUUAUUUGUACCAUUUAUAAUUUUUUUAUAUCACAGGUAUUGCAGUUUAACAUCUUUUUCUUCUAGACAUUCAUUUCAUCGCUCAGUUUGAAUCUUCCUGUUACCUUUAGGACAAUUUAAAAAAAAAUCUACUUGUCAUAUUCUUUUGUAGGGCAAAAGUUGUAUUUGAAAGGGUAUUUUUGUAUGUAAUGUAAACUGCCUUUACAUUUGAGAACAUAAAAUUCACAAAACCCCAA
This is a messenger RNA of Rhinichthys klamathensis goyatoka, 3612 nucleotides long. RefSeq names its product poly(A) polymerase gamma (gene papolg). The record is from RefSeq and is a predicted model, not a curated record. The transcript has 22 exons. NCBI's taxonomy places the organism in Eukaryota, Metazoa, Chordata, Actinopteri, Cypriniformes, Leuciscidae. The coding region runs from base 143 to 2383 and encodes 746 amino acids. Gene Ontology annotation, cellular component: nucleus. Gene Ontology annotation, molecular function: poly(A) RNA polymerase activity; RNA binding.